Molecule: messenger RNA, 2109 nt
Organism: Linnemannia hyalina
Lineage: Eukaryota; Fungi; Mortierellomycota; Mortierellomycetes; Mortierellales; Mortierellaceae
Source: the annotation of a GenBank genome assembly
AUGUCUGCCCUCCGCUUCCCUGAUCUCCCCCCAUCCGAGCCCCAGGGCUCCGACUUGCUCGCCCAGGAACGUUCCAGGACCACCUUCUCCGUUCACGACCUGUCCAACUUCAUCUACGGCGAAGAGUACCUCGAGCGCCAGGAAAAGUUCCUCGGUCUCAUCGAGAACGAGCCCGCAUUCGACAAGUCAGACCGCUACUUCCUGGGCCGCACCGAGCGCUUCGCCGGUGCCCUUAGAAAGGACCAUGCCCUCGUCAAGCUCGCUGAGCAAGAAAAGUGGACCCCCGAGGAGUUCCAGCAGGCUGAUAUCUUGAUCGACGAGUCUGGCCCCUUCGGUCUCCACCGCAGUAUGUUCAUGCCAACUUUGGUCUCCCAAGGAACUGAGGAGCAGCACGAGCUCUUCCUCAAGCCUGCCCUUCGCUACGAGGUCAUUGGAUGUUAUGCCCAGACUGAGAUCGGACACGGAUCCAACGUCCAGGGUAUCGAGACCACCGCCACCUACAUCCCCGAGACCAACGAGUUUGAGCUCCACACCCCUUACCUCACUGCCUGCAAGUGGUGGAUUGGAGGACUCGGCAAGGCUGCCAAUCACGCCGUUGUCAUGGCUCGCUUGAUCUCCAACGGAAAGGACUAUGGUCCUCAUGCCCUUUGCGUCCCCAUCCGCUCCAUGGAGGAUCACACUCUUUUGCCUGGUGUCAUGGCCGGAGAUAUCGGCCCCAAGUUCGGCUUUAACACCACGGACAACGGAUGCAUGUGGUUCGAUCACUACCGUGUCCCUCACGUCUCUCUCCUCUCAAAGUACUCGAGCGUCAAGCCCGGUUCCGGAGAGUACAUCAAGCCCCCUAACUCCAAGCUCUCCUACGGCACCAUGGUCCUCAUCCGCGCCUCCCUCGUCGGAUAUGCCCGCAUCUCACUCGCUAAGGCCGCCACCAUCGCCACCCGCUACUCGGCCAUCCGUCGCCAGUUUGUUGACAAGGACCAGCCCAAGAUGAUGGGCAAGCAAGUAAUUGAAACCCCCGUUCUGGACUACUCCAUGCAGCAGUACCGCCUCUUCCCCAUCAUUGCUGCCGCCUAUGCCUGCCACUUCACCUCCAAGGAGAUGAUGCGUCUCUACUACCUCAACAUCAAGAACAUGGCCUCUGGAAACUUUUCUCUCCUCGCUGACGUCCACGCCUCGUCAUCGGGAUUGAAGUCGCUCACCACUACCAUGGCUGCCGCCUCGAUCGAGGAGUGCCGUCGUGCCUGCGGCGGACACGGCUUCUCGUCCUUCUCGGGCCUUCCCCUCUUGCUUCAGGACUAUGCACCCAACGUCACCUGGGAGGGAGACAACUACAUGAUCACCCAGCAGACUGGCCGCUACUUGUUCAAGUCUUUCCGCGAUUUGGUCGCCAAGCGUGCCGCGGGCAAGUUCUCCGCCACCCAGAUCACCAACCCCACCCUGGCCUACUUGAACACCUACCUCGACAACCCCGACCUCAAGUGCCCCGCCACCACCCCCUCCCAGUUCCACAACCCCGAGAUCCAGCUGGCCGCCUACGGCCAUCGCGCCGCCCAUAUGAUCGCCGAGAUUGUCCACGGCCUCGAUGUCGAGAAGCGCUCCUGGAACUCGAUGCUCGUCGAGAUCUACAAUGCCUCGGUCGCUCAUUGCCAAUUGAUCCUCGUCCAAAACUUUAUCCUCGGCAUCCGCGGCGACAUGCCCCAGCCCGAGGGUAUCGCCGCCACACCCCUCACCCCCGCUGCCAAGGAGGCCUUGACCGACCUCUCGGACCUCUUUGCCCUCCACCAAAUCCACAAGCAGCCCGGCGAGUUCUUGACCUCUGGUUACAUUGAUGCCAAGCACGUCUCGAUGAUGAGCAAAGCCAUCAUGGAUGUUAUGGACAAGAAGAUCCGUCCCAACGCUGUUGGCUUCGUCGAUGCUUUCGCCUUCCCCGAUUACUACCUCAACUCUGCUUUGGGUCGCUUCGACGGAAAGGUCUAUGAGGCUUACACCGAGAUGGCUACCCGUGAGCCUAUCAACCAGACUGAGGUCGUUGAGGGCUAUGAGCAGUACAUCAAGCCCUUCACCAACCCCAAGGGCCUCAAGGGCAAGUCCAUCCAGGCCCGUCUCUAA